AUCAAAGUGUCAUCGUUUCUAAUUCAAAUGCUUCGUUCUUUUUAUAUCCAGCUCUUCUAACGCUCUCCUGUUUCGUCGACAUUUUACUCAUACCCAAAUUUCAUCACCAUCUCUUAGCUCACAACCUCAACCUCGGCCGCCCAGACCUUGGCACUCUCCGCUGAUGCUUGGCUGGCCUUUGGCCCCUCCCAUCCCGGUUUCUUGAGAAAAGGGAGCUUUUAAAAAGGUCAUCAUUUCGCGCUCGACUAGUUCUUGUCUUGACUUGUCUGCGCAUACCUUGACGAUAACCCUUGUUUGCGCGCGCAUCUUUGCAACCGCGAUCAUCGCCCUGCAUUUCCACAAGCUCUGAUUGGCUAGACUGGCCUCUACAAACUCUUUUUAUCCCUGCGCGACGAGCUAGUCAAUCAUGUCCCCACGCUCCAAGUCAAUUUGGCUGGCGUUGUUGGCUGCGAAUAGCUUCGCAUGUGCUAGUGAGGAACCGCCUGCUGUAACGACAGCGCCUAUUUAUCUGCCCUAUUACGACGAAGACUCGUGGUCUCUUGUGCGCGGUAGCGUCAUCUCAAGCGAUGCGGAAGCUAAGGAAACAACAUACACAAUAUUCUGUCCAGAUACAGACGACUCAGACCCUCCAGAGUGUGAUUUAUCCCUUGAGUUCCCUUUCGUUUUAGUCGAAGGACCUGAUACUGUUCGGUUCCAUGGCACGCACACCUCAAGACUCACCGCAAAUCUAGAGUGCAACCUACAAGGCACGACAAGGGCCACUUGUUCCGGAUACUCUAGUUUCAACGAGGGCUAUAACGAUGGCGUGCACACAGGUCCAACCGAAGUGACCUGGACAUCAACUUAUUCCGGCAGCGAAGUAGAAUGGGGUGUCCUGACAAUGGGCGAACUGCCCCAUGACCCGGACCCUGUUACCGCAGUCUCGAGUACACCGACGGACUUCGUGUCCAUGCCGAUAGCUACAAACGGCGAUAAUGCUGGAGUAAGUUUGAGCGUCUCCUUCAAGGCUGCUUUACUUGCUGCUUGUUGCACUUUAGUGGUUGGUUGGACUCUUUAAGAACUGGUCCGUUUAUUAAUGAGAACACGAUUUAUGAUGGGUUUCGGGAGCAAGCGAGCAAUUUUCUUUGUUAAAUUUUGAUCAUUUUUAAUACAUUAUGCUCUCAUAUUAGCUAAGAUUAGCCAAAAAUGAUAGCAAAUUUGACGAGCCAGAGUAAUAUUGUCCU
Molecule: messenger RNA, 1223 nt
Organism: Fusarium odoratissimum NRRL 54006
Lineage: Eukaryota; Fungi; Ascomycota; Sordariomycetes; Hypocreales; Nectriaceae
Exons: 3
Coding region: 407-1057 (216 amino acids)
Source: RefSeq, a predicted model, not a curated record